This is a messenger RNA of Cryptomeria japonica (Japanese cedar), 1110 nucleotides long. Its product is annotated as replication protein A 70 kDa DNA-binding subunit A-like. The record is from RefSeq and is a predicted model, not a curated record. The coding region runs from base 1 to 1110 and encodes 369 amino acids. NCBI's taxonomy places the organism in Eukaryota, Viridiplantae, Streptophyta, Pinopsida, Cupressales, Cupressaceae. The transcript is spliced from 5 exons.
AUGGCAUUUAUUUCACCGGGCAUAAACUGGGCAAUGGUGAGUGAGGAAGAAGGUGAUUUCUUUGCCUUGUUUACGUUUGUUGACUCAAAGGAGAAAAGGAUGGAAGCUCUAAAGAUUUGUUUCAAGUUUGCAGACGAUGAAAAUGACAAUGCUCGGUAUAAGGUUGUUUUGUCUGAUGCCAUGCACAUGCAAUUGGCAAUACUCCCACCUAAGUAUAGUGGUUUGCUACUUUCAGAGACAUUAAAGAUUGGCACUAUCCUAUCAUUGACAACUUAUGCUUGUAGAAAUGUUUGGAACUCGAGGUAUGGCCCUCUAUAUGUUAUGCUGCAUGAAUCUUCUGUUAAUAUCAGCCCGAUUAAAGCCUUGAACCCCUUUCAAAAUAAAUGGAUGAUAAAGCGGCAUGUGACAAACAAGAGGAAGAUGCAUCAGUACAAUACACCAAAGUCCACUGGCCAAGUAUUUAGCUUUGACAUGAUAGAUGAUGAAGGUAUUGAAAUUAGAAUAACUUGCUUUGGUGAUGUAGCAGAAAUGCAUUAUCAUAGGGUUGAACCAGGAACAUAUUAUACUGUGUCAAAAGGUUGCGUUAAAGAAGCUAACACUAAAUGGAAUAAGCUUAACAACCAUCUUGAGAUAACUUUGGAGAACAAUUCAAUAUUGAAGCGUUGUGAUGCUGUUGUUGAAAGUGAAGCAAAUAAUUCUCAAUUCACACCAAUCAAUAAAAUUACAUACUGCACCAACAACACUUUAGUUGAUGUUAUUGGUAUUGUAGUUGCUAUUGGAGAACCCUCAUUAAUUCGCAGGAAGGAUGGAAGCGAAGUAACAAAGAGAGCUAUAAAAAUAAAUGAUGCCUCAAGUUUUAUUAUCGAUGUUAACUUAUGGGGAGCAACAUGGCAAGAGCUAGGUGAAGAUUUGAAGAACAUGCACACAACCCAAACAGCUGUUGUGCUUGCAGUCAGAAAUGCUCAUGUUGGUUAUUUCAAUGGAAAGGUGAUCAACACAACCACAACAACAACUCUAAAUAUAAACCCUUCUAUACCUGAAACAGAGACACUUAUGUCAAGAGGAAAGAUUCCAGAUGCCCUCUUACCGCUAUCGUGUGUUGCUUGGUAG